This is a messenger RNA of Struthio camelus australis, 1764 nucleotides long. The record is from RefSeq and is a predicted model, not a curated record. Lineage: Eukaryota; Metazoa; Chordata; Aves; Struthioniformes; Struthionidae.
CAAGCCACGUGUCUAGGGAAGAAGCGGGGAGCCAGUUUUGCCGAGCAGCCAGAGAGAGGAGCGAGUAGGGUGACCCAAGGCCCAUCUGACUCCACAGCACCUGUCUCCCUGGGGCCAGGCCCACAAGAGGAGGCUGGUGUCCCCACAGGAGGCUUUACCGUGAUAUCAAGAGAGCACGCAGGCACAGAAAUGGGUCUGCUGCAACAGAGGUGCACUGGGCACCUGCUCUGCGCAGUGACCCUCCUGGAGGCUGCAGGGGCCUUGGCCUUAAUGCUUUACGCUCUGCUGUGGGAAGCCGGGAACCUGGUCAACCUCCCCAACAAGCGCGUUGGCUUUUACAACUUCUGCCUGUGGAACGAGACAGCCAGGGAGCUGCAGUGCCUGGAGUACAGGCAUCUGCAGGUGAUGGGCAUCAGCCUACCGGUAAUAGUAAUAGCCAGGGUUUGCGUGUACUCUUGCCUGGUCUUCAGCCUCUUCUACCCCCUUUUUGUUGCACACGUGAAAUGCACGGAGGAGACAGAAGGCUGGAAAAUAAUUCUCAUCAUACUCGUCAUCAAGAUGAUGAUCCUGUCUGGAGGCCUGGGUAUGUUUCUCUUCCAGACCUCACAUUGGAUUCAUCCCUUUGAAUUCACUGGGGGCUUCAUGGCACUGACUGGGACUCAGGCUCUGCAACUGCUCCAGAUUUUCACUGCCACUAUGUACCUCCGCUGGGCCACGCACAGGUAUCCAUGCCAAAGCCCUUUCCCUGAGGAGGCCACGUCCAUUGAGAUUUGAAGGUGGAGAAGAUGCAAGAGCUAUGGAUUGCCUGAUUUAGAAUAAUAAUCACACUACAGCUUUUGUUAACUGGCAGGAAUUAGAUCCUUAGUCCAGGUGCUCAUGCCCAGCCAUGCUCCGACACACAGCUGUGAUUGCCAGCCAGGCAGCUGGCAGCACUCCUGCAGCGAGCAGGUAGCAGGCACCGACACCCACAGCGCAGUGUGGGAGCUUCCUGGGAAUGGCAGCACAUAAAACACACUGCAGCCUGGGGCACUGCACCAGAGCAGCAGCAUUUCUGGCCCUGACCCUGAAGACAGUAAAGGGGACAGAUCAGACUCGGCACAAGGCAGAUAACAUGCAUCUGGCCACAUCUAGCCUGAGCGUAGAUAGCCAGAGAAGCAAAACAGGCUUGCUUUCUUGGAGUUGCCCAAAGAGACUUGGCUGUUUCGCCACCUCCUGGAUAGCCAGGGGCAUCUUAGAAGCAAACAGGAGUGAAGAGCUUUGUCUUCACAUUGCCAUCGCAGUAGUGCAAGCCCCAGGUGUGCCCUGGAAACAUUUCCUUCAGCAGGAGCACCUGCACUUCAUCUGCUGGAAUAAUACGGACUUACAGGGUGGCUGCUGUAGCUCAUUUGGGUGAAGUGGCCCAUGUCCAAUCCCAGCAGCAGCAGGGCACCUGGAAGGGCAGUUUAAUGAUUUGCUGAACACAGCCAUAAUGAGGAAGGCUUCCAUGAGGAAGCAGAGGAUUUUGGUGCAGAUCCCCCGGCUCUCAUUGACACUAUGCGACUGAGCCCAGCACUCUAGCAUCCUCAGAGGCUCCAGCAGAGACCAGUCCUGGGUGAAAGCAGCUGGCCACCGAGCUGCUUGUAACCUCGCAGGAGGCAGCGCUGGCUUUCCACCCUGUCCCCUCUGGGUGCACAAGGGCCCGUCUUCUCAACUCUCCUUCUGCAGGGUCUUGGUGGGACAUGGCUGGUGACACUGGUUUGAUUGAUUCCUCAUUUCAAUAAAGAC